Ichthyophthirius multifiliis is the source of this 1104-nucleotide messenger RNA. RefSeq lists its product as hypothetical. Gene Ontology annotation, biological process: protein import into mitochondrial matrix. The record is from RefSeq and is a predicted model, not a curated record. NCBI's taxonomy places the organism in Eukaryota, Ciliophora, Oligohymenophorea, Hymenostomatida. Gene Ontology annotation, molecular function: ATPase activator activity. The transcript has 3 exons. Gene Ontology annotation, cellular component: PAM complex, Tim23 associated import motor.
AUGGAUGAAUUUUUUACUAAACUUGAAUAUUAUGACCCCCAAACAUAUGUAAUAAAAUUUUUGAAAAGAGCUGUAGGUUUACAAGGAAAAUCUAAAUAAAAAGAAGAAAAAUAACCUUAAUAAGAUGAAUAAGUUUCUACGAUAAAUUUCGAAAAAGUUGAAGAAGCAAAGGAUUUUUAAAAUAUACGUGAAUUCGAAUCUACUGAAUUAGGAAACAAACUUAGAAAAGAUUAUAUUGAAUAAAAAUAUAAAUAAGCAGAAAUCAAUAAAUAAAGGAUGAAAGAAGUUCAUUAAUUAAUGCCAUAUAAAGAAUAUGUCAAACAUUAUUAUAAAUUACAUCCCGAAUUAGUUGAAGAGAUAAAAGAAGCUCGAAAAAUAACAUGGCAAGAAAUGCACGAGAUGUAUUUAGAAGAAUAUGCACAAACACAAAAAAGAAUAGAUUUAUAUAAAGAAAAAGGUUACCCAUGGUACAGUUUUUUAAAAUUUUGGACAUAUUUUUAUGAUGAUGAUGAAGAUGAUAAAAUUAGUUUUUCCAAAGCUGCUAAAUGGGAUGAAGAUAUGCCAAAAAAAUUUGUUCUUCCAGAAGAUUAAAAAUAUGGUGGAGAUGAUGACAAACGUGAUUUAUAAGGAGUUUAAAAUCCAAAAUUAAGAAGAGUACUAUUUUAAGAAACUUGGGACGAAUUUGAUCCUAUUUACUUUACUUUUGUAAGAACUGGUAUUCCUGAACGAGAUAAUUUUUUCACAAAAAUGGAAAAUUAUUAAAUGUACCAUAGUACUUAUACAUGGUUUAAUUGGACUUUAAUUCUAAUGAUGCCUGGUUUAAUUGGUAUGGCUGCUGCAAGAUAGCUUCCUAAACUUAUUGGAAGUGGUACUUUAACAAGAUUGAUUUAAACUAAAUUAUAAUUUAGAGGUGGCUUUCUACCUGAAAUGACAAGAAGAGAAGCUGGUCUUAUUUUAAAUGUUAAGUAAAAUGCUACACCUGACGAAAUUAGAAAUAGACAUAGAAAGCUUAUGAUUACUAAUCAUCCAGAUAAUAAGGGUUCUGCUUUAAUUGCAUCAAAAAUUAAUUAAGCAAAAGAAUUGUUAUUAGGAGAAAAUAAUUGA